This is a messenger RNA of Spinacia oleracea (spinach), 2222 nucleotides long. RefSeq names its product protein ecdysoneless homolog. Bases 69 to 2054 code for a protein of 661 amino acids. Gene Ontology annotation, cellular component: nucleus. The record is from RefSeq and is a predicted model, not a curated record. The transcript has 6 exons. Lineage: Eukaryota; Viridiplantae; Streptophyta; Magnoliopsida; Caryophyllales; Amaranthaceae.
AGCUUCCUAAAUUUAACCUACGAAAUUUGAAGUUUGGAGAAGCUUCAAGAAGUGAAUACCCGAUAACAAUGGAGGAAUCACACCCCCAUUUCGAAAACUUCGACGACCCUUUCUCUACCAAACAUUCCCGUCUACCAGACGACACCGUAUUCUACUCCAUCUACCCCGACUUUUCUCUCUCCUCAACCUCUUCAGCCGCCGUCUCCGACCACCUCCAAUCUCUGCACCUCCAAAUCCUCACCACUCUCUCUCCUCUCACCGCCGACUACAUUUGGCAACAUGAACCUUUCUCCCUUUCUCUCUCCGCCGCAGACGAACUCCCUCACCUCCACGGCAAGCUUAGAUAUGGCGACAAUCUGGACGAUGAAUGGUUCGUCGUCUUCCUCCUCUUCCAUCUUUCUCUCUCCUUUCCUUCUCUAUCUAUCCGUGUUUGGGACUCCGACGGUGAGUUUCUUCUCAUUGAAGCCGCCUUUCACCUCCCUCGCUGGAUCAAUCCCGAAAAUUCCGCUAAUCGCGUUUUUAUUCGAAAAAAUGAGGUUCAUAUUAUCCCUAAAAAGAAGUUUCCCUCUCUCCCUUCUUUGAAAGAUGCACUCAAGUUGUUAACUGAGCAUUCCGAGCUUACUAGAGCUUCGGAUUCAGUUCAAUCGGCGAUUAAGGGUCGGAUUUCGGAUUAUCCCGAGAGAGCGCGGCGAAAUGUUCAUCGUGUUAGGGUUAGGGUUCCGGUUUCAGUUGCUCAGGUGUUGAGGCAUGAGCCCUGUCUAAUAUCCUUGGCGGUUGAGGGGUUUUAUGAUCGUGAUAUUGAUACCAUGAAAUAUGCGGCAAACAUGGAGAAGUUUUUGCCUAAGGGGCGUGAGGAGGAGCUGGUGCUGGUAUCUCUGAAAACGUCCAGGGCAAUGUAUGCUCAAUUGUUGCAGCAGAAGUUUCAGGCUCCUAAAUGUUAUCCAAUGCCACCAAUGCCACCCAGGACAGAUCAGACUACAUACAUGGAGGCUGAGCUGGGGAUGAAGAUUGCUUGUGGGUUUGAGAUGAUGUAUCAGCAUAGGAAGAGAGAGGGAAAGGAAGGGAAAGGAAGUACUUGGGAGGCAUUUAGGGAGAGCUUGGAGAGGAGUGGGUAUUUUCAGGGACUGCUUCCAGGAUCUAAAGAGCACAAGAGGUUGAUGGAGAAGGCGGAGGAAUACUACACAAAAAGUUCCUUGCAUUAUAAGGCCAGCGAAAUGCUAAGUGCUCCAGUGAAGCGCAUAGACGAGAUUCUGUCUUCAUCACACUCCCCAGAGGAUUUCAAGGAUCAAGAAGUGCCUUUGUCUGAUAAUGAUUCUUGGCUUUAUGGCGGGGAAGAAGAGUUGAAAUCUGUUCUUGAGGAGAGACAAAGGGAGAUGGAAAAUUACGAGCAACGCCAGAAAAGGAAACAGAAAGGAAAAGAUAAGGUCAAUGAUGAUGAUUCAUCCAACCAAAAUAAGAAUGAUUUUGAUUUAGGGGAUGUAGCAAAGUCCAUGAAGUCAUUUGUACAAAAAGUAUCAAGUUAUCAAGGAGCAGAAGUACCUGAAGACAGGGACCUAACUGAUGUGGAAUUUGACAUGGACCGCUUCAUGAAAGAGCUUGAAUCCGCAACAAGGGCUCCUGGUGGCAAAGACGGUGGUAGUGAUGUUGAUGCCGAGGAGGGAUCUUCCUCUGACAUGGAUUUCGAUGAGUCUGAGGAAGAGGACGAGAGUGAUAUGGAAGAAUCUGAGGAGCAUAGUGAAGAUAAGCAGAAGAAUUUUAUGAAUGCUUAUACAGAGGUUCUUAACGAAGAGCUGAAAAGCACCACUCUUAAGAAAAGCUUUGUGCGUGCAACUGAUCAAUCUCCAAAGGAAGAUAAGGGCGCGCCAAAUGUUACAGAAGAAGACAUGGACGAAGAGUUAACUCCGGUGGAUGUAGAUCUGAACCUUGUGAAGAGCUUGCUCGAAUCGUUUUCUUCUCAGCAAGGUCUCCCUGGUCCUGCUUCCAACUUGCUUGGUCUUAUGGGAAAGCAACUCCCUCAUGACGAUGCUGGUGAAGGCAAAGGCAAAGACCGAUGAAAAAACAUCUUCAUUUGCUGCUAUUGAGUCUCUUGUUAAACAUUUCAGGAGUUUAGCGGGUGAAUGUUGUUUGUACAGUGAAAAUUGUAAUUCGUUGUAUGUUGGUAAUGUUGUAUUACGGAGUAUAUCAACACCCUUCUAUCUAUGUACCUUACCUGAGUUGCUACA